AUGCCUGUAGUUCGGCAAGCGGCAGAGCUGGUUGCUCGCUUCACGCUGAAGUUGCCCAACAUCACGCCCCAGAAAGGCACCACGCUCAUUGAAGAGAUGAGAUGCUAUAGUCUUCCCUAUGGCGCAAUGGGGUUCGUGUCUCACGUCCUCACAUACUACGCCAUCGCCUGCCUUUGGGCUGCACGAAGCCCCCUCUGGCCCGCUCGGCGUGUCAAAUACAGCAAGUUCGAUUUAAUCCUCGGUAUCCUCGGCGUGAUUAUCUCCUCCGGUAUUGCCAUCUUCACAAUCGUGAGCUGCAAAAACUCGUGGCAACUGCUCGUCAUCGCCGUCUGGAAGAUGAGCAUGUCUCUGUUGAACGGUUGCACGGCGAUCCACGCAGCUCAUUUGGCCAUGAAGGACGGUUACAAAGCCGUCGCACAUCCUGAAAAGACCGCCUGGUGGAUCCUGCUAUAUGUCCCAGGAAUGUUCGCUGGAAUCAGCGGACUCAUGUCCCUCGUUGUUCAACAUCUUGACAACGUCGGUUUAAGGAAGCUCACAAUCGCCUUCUACUCUAUCAUUGGCAUUGGCGUUCUGAUCUUUCUGAUUGGGAUGUUCCGCGGCGCCUCCCGCAAGGUGAAGUCGGUGGAUGAUGACGACGGAGAAAAGGUCUGGUACUGGGGAAUUGGAGGCUUUGGGUUCUCCUUCACGCUAUUCACUAUCCUAGCCGCCUUCUACGGUGAUUGGGCCUUAGGAAUGAUGGUCCACAACCUAGUUGGGCUGCCGAGCGGAGAUAGUUCUGGACUCUAUUGGUCGUAUUGGCUGGCAAAGCGCUUGACUUUGUUCAGCUGGUGA
This is a messenger RNA of Laccaria bicolor S238N-H82, 831 nucleotides long. RefSeq lists its product as uncharacterized. Bases 1 to 831 code for a protein of 276 amino acids. The record is from RefSeq and is a predicted model, not a curated record. Lineage: Eukaryota; Fungi; Basidiomycota; Agaricomycetes; Agaricales; Hydnangiaceae. The transcript has 3 exons.